Messenger RNA from Eremothecium gossypii ATCC 10895, 1629 nucleotides. It is a transcript of the gene AHC1, whose product is annotated as Ahc1p. The record is from RefSeq and is marked provisional. The transcript has a single exon. NCBI's taxonomy places the organism in Eukaryota, Fungi, Ascomycota, Saccharomycetes, Saccharomycetales, Saccharomycetaceae. The coding region runs from base 1 to 1629 and encodes 542 amino acids.
AUGACAUUAACGGGGACGCUUCGGAACAAGAGACAACAUAGCAGGAUUCAGCAUCGAAGCUCGGAAGAAUUCCACGGGGCAGAGGAGCCCAUUGCACAUAGCGACAGCGGUCAGCUAAUAUCAUCUCCGCAAGUAUUACUCAUGGACUCGGAGGAUAUCACGGGGCGCCCACACAUCGGCGCAGGGCCGGCAUAUUACCAGGUGGCGACACCGAAGUCGCCGCACGAGCUUUCCCUGGGCGACGACGAAUACAGCGGGCUGCGUGCGGAGGAGGGGCCGCUGGGGCGUGAGAGCGAGGAGACGGAGCGGAUAAAAUACGAGAUAGCGAAGCGCGAGAUUCUGGAGCAGCUCCAUCUGCAGGUCAUGAUCAAGCAUCGAGAAAUGGACGACCUGGAAGCCGAGUCACGUGGCUUAGGGGCGAAAUUGGAGGUGCUGGAGAUGUUGCAUGAUGAUCCGGAGCUCUUGGCCAAGGUGGACGCGCACCAGGAGCAACAGGCACAGCUGCGUUUGGCACAGUUAGAAGCACGUCGCAGGAGGGAACAACAGAUGGCAGCGCUACCCCCUGCUCCGCUUUCGUCGAGCAGUGGUGGUGAGUACUAUUACCACACCCGCAGUAAGAGCAUGAACUCCCAUCAGGGGAGGUCUUCUACCCUCCGGCCGGCUGACGGGAAUGUAAUCGGCCUCCGUGUUUUGGGCUCAAAGACGGUUGCAGACGCUAGUAGUCCCGGAACCACGUCACCACCUUUCAGCUCCUUUCAGCAGGCAGACCCUUUCGCGCCGCAACAUUUCAACCAGCAUCACAGGAGGAACUACAGCAGUAAUUGUAUUUCAAGCAACAGCGGCGUAGUCGGGAAAACCGACAGCGGGGAUGCGAUUUUUAGGCGCCUUGAUGGGCUCCUGAUCGUUAUCACGUGCUGCAAGUGCGGUAAGUCGGGAUUUACGUCUGCACAAGGCAUCGUCAACCACUCCAGGCUGAAACAUGCCAAUUCUUAUUCCAGUCAGCCACUAGCUGUACUUCAUAACCAGCGAAUUCUUCCGGAAGAGCAGCAAAAUAAAAUUGUCAUGGAUAAAUUUAAGGAACUGCAUCUUGACCCUCAGACGGAGUACCUGCCGAAUCCCACAGUGGUCUCCCAAAGCCCAUCCUCUAGUGCUAAUUCAAAUGCAUGUAUAACAGCUACUGAAGGGCGCGAUAUAUCACCAACACAUAUCUCAUCGUCCUUAUCGCCUACCUGCGUGCAGCCAGUUUCCCAAUUUCACUCAACUAAACAUCUGGAGAAGCUCUAUGGCAAAGAGGGAUUCCAGCAGAUAGUGGACUAUGUCAAGGAGUCUAAAGAUGAUUUAGACGUCAUCAUGCGGGUAGAUUCGGAUAUUGAAGACGAUCCGACUCCGCUGCACAUGGAAGAUCAAUCGGAUUUGCUUUCACAACAUAAUUCGGAGCGUUCAACCGACCUAAAGCGUCGCGCAUCGCCUAAUAUGGACAAAGCUCUUCGUGAACGAAUGCGGCCUGCUGAGAAGCGGGUGAGGCCCGACGCUAUGGCACUCGUCGAGCUCCCUGCUGAAGAGAAGAGAUCAUCGCAUUACAACUUAAGGGCCAGGUCAAAGCUAAAAUCACUCUCGAAACAUGAAUAA